UAAUCUGGGGGGAAAUCGAAAUUCUAAAGAAGAGAAACAAACAUCCAGUUUGACUUUGGAGACUGGGGGAAAGUCAAAUAUCGAACAGUCACGUUUUACUUUUUUUUUUUUUUUCCCAAAUACUUUAUGACUUUUUGUCCUCGGAGUUUUUUCGAUUGUUAAACCAGGUUGUGUCUUCCCUUGUGAUCUGUGGAUUGUACCUGCAGCGAUGGGCCGGGCCGGGAGAUGAGCAGCGGGCGGUGUGGGGGUGUCAGGGGCGCCAGAGGAGGUCCGGACGCUUAGGCCACAGGGUGAGAUAGGGCCAAGUCCCCCUCAUGAGUUGGACCCCUUCUGCACUCCCAUCCCCACCGACCCCCAUCCUCCCAGCAUCAGUGGGAUGUCCCAGGUGUUUCUCCUCUUGGCCUUGCUCAUGCUCUGCGGCUACACACAGGUCUCCUCGACUAACUCCCUGGAGCUUGUGAAGGAACAGUGGGGCAGCUACAAGAACCAGUGCCUGGACCACCUCAGCACCACACCCCCCGCCGCUGGGCUGGUGUGCAACCGGACCUUUGACCAGUAUGCCUGCUGGCCUGAUGGACUCCCAGGAACCACUGUCAAUGUCUCCUGCCCGUGGUUCCUACCAUGGUACCGUAAAGUCCAGCAGGGUGUGGUGUACAGGUUCUGUGGUACAGAUGGCCGCUGGGCACAGAAGAAUACCAGCGAAUGUGAGGAUGACCCUGGCCAGCAGCAGUAUGGCCGCAUCCUCAGUCAGUUCCGGGCCAUGUACACCGUGGGCUACUCACUCUCCCUGGGAGCUCUCAUCCUGGCCCUGGGAAUACUCAUCAGCUUCAGGAAGCUCCACUGCAUGAGGAACAACAUCCACAUGAACCUGUUUGCAUCCUUCAUCCUGAGAGCCGUGUCGAUUCUGGUGAAAGACGCCCUGCUGGACAUGCUGGCCCUCGCCCUGGACCCCCGGAGCAGCGCUGACCACCACACAGAAACAUGGGUUAACAUGCCGGCUGUGAUUUGGUGUCGUGGCGCCGUGGUGAUGAUGCAGUACAGUGUAAUGGCCAACAAUUACUGGCUGCUGGUGGAGGGCAUCUACCUGCACAGCCUGCUAGUUAUCACCGUAUUCAGCGAGAAGAAGUACUUCUACAUUUACUUGGCCAUCGGCUGGGGUGCACCACUGAUAUUCGUGUUGCCAUGGGUUACAGUGAAAUAUCUUUACGAGAACGAGGAGUGUUGGGAGAGGAAUACUAACAUGGGAUACUGGUGGAUCAUCCGUUCCCCUAUAUUGUUUGCUUAUCUGAUUAAUUUCUUCAUCUUCAUCCGGAUUAUCAAAAUCCUGAUGUCUAAACUCAAGGCUCAUCAGAUGAGAUACACUGACUACAAGUUCAGACUAGCCAAGUCCACACUGACUCUCAUCCCGCUGCUGGGGAUUCACGCCAUCCUCUUCACCUUUGUCAUCGACGAGUCGGUCCCAAAAGGCUCCAUGCUGCGCCUCAUACGCCUCUUCUGUGACCUCCUCUUCAACUCCUUCCAGGGGCUGCUGGUUGCCAUCCUGUACUGCUUCGUUAACAAAGAGGUCCAGUCAGAGAUGCUGAAGAAGUGGAAGAGGUGGAAGCUGGGUAAGGACAUUGACGAGGAGUACCGCCACACCCACAGCCACCCACCCACAGCCAAGAGCGGCAGCAUCGCCACCGGCAAUCUGCCCGAUCUCCAUGACGACAAUGCCAGCGACCCCAGUGGUGACUCCCAAGAGACACUGCGCAUCAAAGUUGACUCAGGCCUUUCCCCCUCCGCAGUGCUGGAAGAGAACCAGCAACUAGUCGUCUCCUACAGCAAUGGGACGGGGAAGGGCAAGGCUGCAAAGAGCAGACACACCUUGCAUUUCCCUUCUUUGCCACACCAGGGCGCUGUCAGUCACGCUAGCGCUACCACAGAGGACAUCUGUCUGGAGGAGAGGGUGCAGUGUCAUGCAUGCCCUCUGGAAGGAGAGAAGACUAAUGUGUGAGUCGAGGCCAAAGGACGACCUGCAUUGAGCCUCCACCACAUAAACUCUGAUUGUAAUUAGCAUUACGUCAGAAUGAUGUUUAUCAUGCGCCAAAGUGGCUGGUGAGUCGAAGCGGGAAGACAGUGAGGAGGCGCAACCUACUGAGCGGCAUUUUUAACUCGGCAACAAUAAUGUUUUAAACUGCCCAGCUGCAAAAGAUAUCGGUUUUGGGACCUUGAGCGAGAAGCACUUGUCGACUUCAGCCAUCAGGAACGAUUAAAUAAAUUACAUUGAAAUUCUAGUGGUGUUUCUGUGUAUGUGUGUUUGUG
Myripristis murdjan (pinecone soldierfish) is the source of this 2301-nucleotide messenger RNA. RefSeq names its product glucagon receptor b (gene gcgrb). The record is from RefSeq and is a predicted model, not a curated record. Gene Ontology annotation, biological process: cell surface receptor signaling pathway; adenylate cyclase-activating G protein-coupled receptor signaling pathway. Lineage: Eukaryota; Metazoa; Chordata; Actinopteri; Holocentriformes; Holocentridae. Bases 377 to 1993 code for a protein of 538 amino acids. Gene Ontology annotation, cellular component: plasma membrane. Gene Ontology annotation, molecular function: glucagon receptor activity; gastric inhibitory peptide receptor activity; peptide hormone binding. The transcript is spliced from 14 exons.